Messenger RNA from Cryptococcus deneoformans JEC21, 2661 nucleotides. Its product is annotated as expressed protein. NCBI's taxonomy places the organism in Eukaryota, Fungi, Basidiomycota, Tremellomycetes, Tremellales, Cryptococcaceae. The record is from RefSeq and is a predicted model, not a curated record. Gene Ontology annotation, molecular function: protein binding. Bases 153 to 2516 code for a protein of 787 amino acids. The transcript is spliced from 2 exons.
GUUUGUGCGAUAGCGCAAUAUUUAUUGAUCAUCAGUAGACUAUUCCGUUACCGCACUGCACAUUCCAGCGGCCACGCCAAGCCGCACGGCCAUCACACGCUAUACGCCACUAGAGCAGGUACCAAGUAUCCUGUCAAGCCAUCUCCUCGGCCAUGUGGGCACUUCGAACCUCCGCCCCUCUUGUUCGCCCGCCAGCCCUCACUCUCUUACGCAGUGUCCCCCGCUUGCUCCUCGAAAGAGGCUAUAGCAGGCCAGCUGGAAGGGCAGGCAGUCGCGGCGGCCACUCCCGUACAUCGCUAGCCACCGCGCCGGGAAAUACACCGAGGCAACCAAAACGUUUUGAGCUCCCCCCCCAUCACACCCCACAUACUGGCAAAGCGAAAGUCCCCUCCGACAACACCCGCUCAUCCUCCAGACCCUCCAGGCCCAUACAAAAUGACGAUAAUCCAUGGACUACCUCAGUCCGCUUACGCCGCUGGAUAGAAAGACACAAGUUACCCCUUAGUCCUGGGCAAGUAGAUGAAGUGACCAAAUUGGUAACUGAGGCGCCUCAACACAUGCUUAACGCUCCCGUAUGGAAUAUGCUGAUUGGAUAUAUGGGGAGAUUAAGGAAGCUGGAUAGGGUUUGGAACCUGUAUAAUCAAAUGAAGAAACGCAACUUCACGCCUACGGCUAGGACUUACUCUACCAUUCUGAAUGCCUAUGCUGGAGUUGCACAUUCAGGUCAGAUACCCGAUUUUUCUUUCAGGGAGCCUCAGAAACGCACAAUGUCACGUGUGACCAUCGUCUAUAACAACUCUCAAGAGUACAUGAAAAAGUUGAUCGAGGCGCAGGAAGCUGAAGAAGAUCUUGGAGUUGCCACCCCUGGCGUACAGUUAAGAGAAGAUCGGCACCAAGAGCCUAUGGAAAGUCUGCAGUCAGAUAUCGAUAUCGCUCCGACAAACGCCUAUCUCAAGUUUCUCAGUCGACACGGUCUAUUUUCCGAGAUGCAAAGGACCUUUUUGUCGCUACCGCAGUCGGGGCCUCUAGCUCCGGACACCGUCACCUACUCCCUCAUGUUUACGGCUCUCUAUCAUGUCCAUCGCUCACUCGAGCGUGACCCAAAUGGGAAAGCUAAUGCAAUGAUGAUCGGGCCGACAGCCAAGGCUUUAUGGGACCAUUGUUUGAAACAAUAUAGCAAAGAAGAGGGUCAAGCGGGACAAGUGGACAACGGACUGGUGGCCAUGUAUGUGAGAUGUUUGCUCCGCGGAAGACCAGAAGAUCAACGACUGGCGGUCUCUGUCAUUGAACAGGUCUGGAACCUACCUUCUCCUGGCAAUUCCAAUCCAACCUCAACGUCUAUCUAUCUCCCACCACCCUUACUUACCACCUAUCCUAUUCCCAAGCUUGACAUUGAUGUCAAAUCUGCCACCGCUCUCAUUUCUAGUCUUCACACGGCCAAACUGCCUGUCCUCGCAACUCAUUACACUCAUCUCAUACUCUCUUCCUCCUCUCUUAUUCCUUUGUUCGAUCUAGAAUUCUUCAAGGCCGCGAUUCUUGCUCUAUCAGUCACGGGUGAAGUUCAAUCCAUUGUCGACAUCAUGGACACCUAUCAACCACCAAGCUCUGGCAAAGAAGGCUGGCCUCGGGAUACAUACCGUGCAGCUCUUACAGCUGCCCGCUGGGCGGGGGAUUAUGUUUCGGCACUUUCCAUUUUCCGCCGUGCUACACAUCUUUCAUCUAAUGUGGGCUGCAUAUCAACCGAUCCUUCAACUCUCCCUAAAAAGAUCGAGCCCUACCGAUGGGUCACACCUAACGGUCUUGCCCAUGACAAGCGUGGCGUCUUCUGGGUGAAGCCGACAAAGAUCGAUGCCGAUGCGCAACUUUUAGGUCUGUUGGUCAAAACUGCUAUGCAAAAGAGCAACAAGGAGAUUCGUUCUGCGUUGGAUGUCUAUGCACGCACGGGCGGCGAAAGUAAAUUCUUGGCCCUGCCCUCCUCGGUGCAAGCAGGCAAUGUCUCCACCGGUCGAAAAUUACUCAGGGACGGGCGGCCCGACGAAAUUGAUUCAUCGGUCAUCAGAAAGCAGGUGGCGAGCUCAGUCGACCUGGCAAGGGACAUACAGCGCGCAGCAGAAAGAUUGGGUAAAGGAUAUGAAAAAAUGGCUGCGGAGGCUGGCGAAGUGGUUACCAAAUGGGCUUGGGUGGAACGAGAGACAAGAAAAAAGACCUCGGAUGUUAAAGGUGAUACGAAGAAGGUGGAGAUGGAUAUCGAGGGUAGUGCAGAGGAUGAAGAACUUGACUGGGAGGAUGAGCGCUCAGUGGACCAAAGAGAAAGUAGAGUCAGGGGGAACAAUCAGGACAGACAUCAUCCAACAGAAAGGAGGAGAUGGGAACAAAGAGGAACGAGCAAGUCACGCCAUGAUUCACCCAGCCAUAGAAGAUACGGCCAUGAACAAGAUUCAAACAAGGUUAAACCACGUGAAAGGGAGGCUACCAUGCACGAAGGCAAGGUUUCGUCUUUUGGAUUGCGGAGGUGAGGCAGCAGUAGUUUCGUAUUUUGAAAAAUUUUGUACAUUGUAGAGACUUUUGAUCCAUAACCAUCUCACUCAUCGCACGUACAGUCAUUGAUGCAUUGUCGCCAACGUAACAUUGAAUCGUGUACAACACUAGCUUAGGGUGAGG